Messenger RNA from Tachysurus fulvidraco (yellow catfish), 2711 nucleotides. It is a transcript of the gene sting1, whose product is annotated as stimulator of interferon response cGAMP interactor 1. Gene Ontology annotation, cellular component: endoplasmic reticulum membrane; autophagosome. The record is from RefSeq and is a predicted model, not a curated record. The transcript has 7 exons. Gene Ontology annotation, molecular function: cyclic-di-GMP binding; 2',3'-cyclic GMP-AMP binding. Lineage: Eukaryota; Metazoa; Chordata; Actinopteri; Siluriformes; Bagridae. The coding region runs from base 245 to 1441 and encodes 398 amino acids. Gene Ontology annotation, biological process: autophagosome assembly; reticulophagy; innate immune response.
AUGAGUUCAGUAUGCUGUGUGAAGACAAGGGAAGGGAAAUAGAGGGUGUGGAGACACCGAUUUAAGAGUACACAAAGAAAAAAAAAACAAGAAAGGAAAGACUGAAAGAGGACAGCAGAGAGAGAGAGAGCGAGAGAAAGAAAGAAAGAAAGAAAGAAAGAAAGAAAGAAAGAAAGAAAGAAAGAAAGAAAGAAAGAAAGAAAGAAAGAAAAAGAGAGACUACUCAGUGCUACAGGCCCUCACCAUGGCGGAGAAGUGUGUGGUUCCAAGGCCUCGGGGCCGUGCACCGGCGGUGUGUGCUGUGGUGUUGAGCAGUCUUGCACUAGUGGUGGUUUGGCUGCUGGACUCCAGGCUGAUGAGAGAGACAACAGGUCUUGUUGUAGUGGGUCUGAGUCUGGGUGUGACAGUCCACAGCCUAUGCCUGCUUACUGAAGAGUGGCUGUUUCAUUCACAACAGAGGUAUGGUGGCAGCAUCCAGCGGAUGCUCUGGGCCUGUUUCAACAGUGCUACUCUAGGAGGUGUGUGUGUGGUCAUUUUGCUGCUGUUGGUGGGAGGUUUUCAAUGGACAUAUGGCCAGUGUGUCUUAUGUGUCUUAACCAGCGCAGUCUUCCUACUUCUGAAGAACCUCAGAGUUCUGGGCCCUGCACCAGUAGAGAUCUCAGAGGUGUGUGAGAGAAGGCAGCUGAAUGUAGCUCAUGGCUUGGCCUGGUCCUUUUACCUAGGUUAUCUGAAACUUGUAAUACCAGAGCUCGAGCAACAGAUAAAGAAACACUACAACCAGACCGGAGAGAUUCCCCAUUCGUCCCGGCUUCACAUUCUCCUCCCUCUGAGCGCAGUGGCCCCUGCAAAGAUAGAGGAAGAAGAUCAUAAUGUACUUUUCCAUCAGAACCUCCCAGAAAUGCAGCUCAACCGCGCCGGCGUCAGGAAGAGAGUUUACAAACACAGCAUCUACAAAAUCACUGACCACGAACAGGAGUAUUACUGUGUGGUGGAAUACGCCACACCUCUGCUCACCCUCUAUCAGAUGUCUCAGGACAGCACUGCAGGUUUGAGUGAGAAUGACAGGAGACAGCAGGUCCUGCUCUUCUACAGAACUCUUAGCCACAUCCUGGAAUGUUCUCUAGAGUGUCGGAACCGUUACCGCCUUAUCCUGAUCGAUGACCAGCAAGCUGCCGAAGAACCUCACUAUCUGUCCAAGGAGAUCAUCAGACACUUACUGCAGCAGGAGCAUGAGAUCCCAAUGGACCUGCUGGAGCCUGCUUCACAGCCUGUACUUGAACAGGGGGUGAAUAUGGCUCCACUUUAUUUCCACCACCAGGAGAAUGAUCCACUUAGCUCUCUGCCCAGCCUGAUGAUUAGUGCACCACAAUCUCUGAGAUCAGAACCUGUGGAGAAUACAGACUACACCCAAAACCACUACAACCACAAUAGACACAUAUAAACUUAUACCUCAUGUACAUAAUACAUUUUUAUCUGACGUUGUUUGUAUAUUUACGUUUUAUACAUAACAUAUUAUAUAUUACAAUAAAUGUAUUUUCUAUGUGAAUUUUUUAUUUUAAACCUUUGUACCUUUUUAAUAUGAAAAAGUGAAUGUAUUCCAAGUUUAAAGUAAAAGCUGAAACGCACUUGAAUUGUUUGUGAUGUUUAUAGUGAUUUUAACAAUGAUGGGUUGGAUUUGUGUGAGAAUUUUGCUUAUUGAUGGGAAGAUUGGGAUUCAGGUUUUAAAAAAUUUCAUAAAAAGGACCAUUAAAGUAGCAAUUUGUGUUUUGUUUAGAUCUAUAGUUUAGAUUUUAAAAUAUUUUAAAAUUAGAAUUUUAGAUAGUUUUGAAAUUAAACUAUUUCACAGUUUCUUCCCUUUGAUACUGUAGAGUAUUCUAUUUGUAUAUUUUAUUAUUGUAACUAUAUUUUAUUUUAUCUGAACUUUGUUUUUAUUGUACUUUUAUGACACAGUGAAAACAUUUCACUACAUGUUGAAUAUCUAAAUAAAUAAAUAAAUAAAUAAAUAAAGUGACAGUGCAUGUGGAAGAAUGUGUAGUGACUCUGUAAAGUAUAUUCAAAUGUCAAAAGAAUCAAAUGAAUUAAAUAGCAUAUGGCGAUGAUUUAUUGUAAAAAUAAUAUUCAUGUCGUUAUUAAGAUUAAGAUGGUUAUCUUGAAGACAAGUUAUGUCCGCUGUAUUGUCUAUGGAAGAGACCCUUUCGAAUGAAAUCCAUGUGCGAGUGACACAGAGGAUGUGCGGAACCAUCACGCUGACACAUGCAUGUGUGUGAUGUGGAGUUCAGACUGACAUGUCUGGGUUUUUUAGACAGAAGUGGGAGACUCACAUGCUUACAGACAAUGACAUCAUCCUAAGCACCUAUCCCUUUCUGGUGUAUCUUUAAUAACACUGUAUAAAUAUUCCUGUCUGGUGAGUCACCACUAACCUGAUUACCAGCUGUCUAGCUUGUAGAUAACAAGUUUCCUAUUUAGAUUCAUUUACUGAAAGGUUGUCAUUAACACUGAGAGGACAUUUGAAGUAAUGGCUACAGUCAAUAACACUGAAAUCACCUUAUUUUCUCAUUUUGAUGUUUGAUAUGAGCAAUAAAUGAGGCUCUUUGGAUUAGCUUUUACUUUAUAUUAGCCGUAUCAGCUUUUACUUUAUUUCUUUUAUACACGAUUGGUCGAUUAAACCAACAUGUGUAAAGGUGUCUCUAAUAAAUUUGACUGUGAGUGUG